CGCCCACAGCAAAAGUGACGUUAGUAUGUGAAAUGCGGCGUCGUUGGGAACGUCCUUCUGCAGCGCGAGUGUUGGGCAGCAGCAACCAGGAUGAGAAGCCCAAGGCCUGACUCUGGAUCAGUUCUGAGUCAGCUUUAAUCACUGGAGAAGGCAAAGCUAGAUCCAGACUGACCUGCAGUCUGUGUGACGUCCCAAGGACGGAGCUGUGGCUGACCCUGGAUUGAGGGGUGGGACUGUGGAUGUGAAACUUGUGUGUAGAGAGGUGGGAGAGGUGGAGCUGAGAUGUCCGUCAGAAGUGCAGAGGGCAUGUCCAUCAUGCAGGCCUUAGCUAUGACCGUGGCUGAGAUACCCGUCUUCCUCUACUCCACCUUCGGUCAGUCUAUAUUCUCUCAACUGCGGUUGAGCCCGAGCCUGAAGAAGGUGCUGUUUGCAACAGCUCUGGGUAGUGUGGCCUUAGCACUGACGGCACACCACCUGAAGCGGCGGGGCAGGAAGAGGAAGCAGGCGGCGGAGAAGACGGCGGUGAAAACAGUGGGCAUCCCUGAACAGUUUCUCCGCUCCAGCAGACCAGCAUCACUUAAGAGAGGUCCCUUUCCGGGGCGUCAGAUGAUGAGCCCCAGCACUCGCAGCAAUGACACGAUGAGUGGUAUCUCCUCACUUGCUGCCAGCAAGCACUCCAGUUCCUCACACAGCAUUGCUUCAGCUCGAGUCCCAUCAUCUCCCAAUCAACCAACCACUGCAGCCACACCAUGGGAGGCAGAGCCAGUGGCAGAGGAACCUGGAGCAUUAGAAGACGCAAACGCAGAAAACCUGUACCUCAUGGGUAUGGAGCUGUUUGAAGAGGCGCUGCACAGAUGGGAGCAAGCCCUAAACAUCAGACACAGAGGCCACACUGAUGCCUCUGCAAGCAACAGCCUCGCCCUGCAGGGGGCAGUGCUCACGCCAGACUCUCGGAAUCGGAAGUUUGCGGAGAAGUUGGAGUCUCUCCUGCACCGUGCAUAUAAUCUCCAGGAGGACUUCGGAAGCACUAUACCACCUGACAGCCUGCUUGCUGACCUGGAGAGUGAAGGCACACUGAUUUUGCCCACAGUGGACAGCUCCCAUCGGAUACAGGACGACGACGCCACUACUAUCACAUCCGACGAUUCCUUCUUCUCUGCCGCUGAGCUGUUUGAUGCUCUCUCUCUGGAUGAGGUGUAUCAGACAUUGAAGCCUGCAGCUCUGUAUGAAGAGGCUUUGAAUUUAGUGAAAGAAGGAAAAGUAAACUGCAGAUCAUUCAGGACUGAGUUGCUGGAGUGUUACAGCGAUCAAGACUUCCUGGCCAAGUUGCACUGUGUCCGACAGGCUUUCCACGUGUUGCUGUUGGAUGACACUCACAGGAACUUCUUCAUGGAGACAGGCAAGCAGAUGAUCACUGGGCUCAUGAUCAAAGCCAACAAGAGUCCAAAGGCGUUUUUGGAGAGUUAUCAGGAGAUGCUGUUAUACAGCCAGAGAGAGGAGACCUGGCCCACCACCAAAAUGGAGCUGGAUGGACGAGGGGUGGUUUGCAUGAACUUCUUUGAUAUCGUGCUGGACUUCAUUCUUAUGGACGCGUUUGAAGACCUGGAGAACCCACCCACCUCUGUAGUUGCCGUGUUACGGAACAGAUGGCUGUCUGACAGUUUUAAAGAAACGGCUUUAGCAACAGCAUGUUGGUCAGUGCUGAAAGCUAAAAGGAGGCUACUGAUGGUUCCAGACGGAUUUAUUUCUCACUUCUAUGCCAUCUCAGAACAUGUGAGCCCAGUUCUGGCGUUUGGUUUCCUGGGACCCAGGCAGCAUCUGAGUGAAGUGUGCACCAUUUUCAAGCAACAGAUAGUGCAGUACCUAAAGGACAUGUUUGACCAUGACAAGGUUCGGUUCACCUCCGCGCAGUCGCUGGCUGAGGACAUCCUGAGCCUUUCCCACAGGCGCACGGACAUCCUGCUGGGCUACCUGGGUAUAGACAGUCUCCCUGAAGCAAAUGGGACGCUGCCCAUUAGCCAGUGCCAAGGAGAUUCUGAGCAUCCAUUGGUUAGUGACCAGCAGGACUGACGCACUGUUGGAGUUGGUCUGGAGUGUCCUUGAACAAUAAGAAAAAACAGAAUUUAAGGUCAGGCUGGCUUGGAGUUUGGGAGUUCUGUUGCAGCUUGAUUGAAGAAUCCCAGAAUAAAUUCAGUCAGAAUGAAGGAAUCGUAAACUUGAAUUCUCCAACUCCCAAAGUUUGGUCUUAAGGCACAUGGAUGGUAGGCAAAAAAAUGGGCCAAUUCCACCCAGAAAUGGCAUCUGCUAUUAGCAGAUAAUUGCAUUUAGCAAGUUAAAGGCCACACAAUCCUGGAUCUGGGCUUCUGUCGCAAACCACAGGAUCUCCAACCCUGCUCUUUAGAACCACUUCCAUUGAGAUUUACAGUAUCCAGUCUGGCUUUCGAGACGGGCUGGAGAACUCUGCUGCUUUUGGGAGCUGAUUUCUUCUUAGAAGCUGUCCGGACAGGUUCAGGAGCUAAAGGGAAUGGUGAGGAUUUAUGUAGAUCCCGAAAUAACGCUAAGGCGAGACCGUAGCCCAGUUUCGCGUCGACUGCUCAGCCCUAUUUCUUUUUCUCUUUUUUCUGUCUCCUGCAUGCUUGAUACUCCCACUCACAUUCAAGCACACCAAUAGAUCUGACACGAUCAUGUCUCUUGUUAAGAGGCUUCCACACUUCUGCAGCCUUGGGGUAUUUGCAUAUCAGUUGUGCAUAUCGUUGCUUGAUGUGUAAAAAGUCAAUGUGUGUGUGUGAACUGGUGUGAUGUGUUCUCCUAAAAGGCAGGACUAGACUGCAGGGCUGGCCAGUUGUUGUUGUCCAUGGAGAGGUAAUGAUAUUUGAAUAUGCAGCAGGUCAGCAGGGCUUUUGCAUAGUCAUUCUAAUUAACAUGAGGCCAGAAAAAGAUUAAGAUUAGCUAACAUGUAUGGAACUCCACCAAUACUUGGUCAAAAUUACUGCGUAAAUGUAGUGGUUGCAGUUUCAUUCACACUGGGAUUUGUUGACAUGUAGAAAUUAUUAUUAUAGUGGUGCUAAUAAAAACCAAGGUUUGCCAUAACUACUACAACACACAAUUAUUUUUUACCAAACUCACCAGUGAACCAACACAUGCCUUCUGUUUAAUGGUGUUUUUACACUGACUAAAUCAGACUGGUAUGUUUUUAGAAAUUGCUCUUGGGUGGGUUCCAAAUCAAUCAUUACCACAGCUAUAAACAAAUGCCAUCUUGCUGUUGCUUCAUUUUAAAUAGAAAUAGUUAAAUAUGCACAAUUUCUGUUGUGUCUAUUUUUUAUAUAUAUAUUUUUUUUACUUUAUUGCUUUAUCCCAGACAGGUUUGACCAAUAUGUCAAACGAAUGCUUACGUCGUUUGUUUUGAUGCAUUUUUGUGCACUUACAUUUUUUUUUUCUUUUUGUUAAGUUCAAUGAGAAUUGGAAUGAAGAUGGCCUUGCAGGAUACAUCUGUUAUAUAUCUUUAUGUUUAUAUGUUUUAUUACAUUUAUUUUUUUUGUAAAUUGUUAUCCUAUUUCCUUCUCAAUUUACAAGGCCAAUUACCCAACCCACUCGUUAGGACUCCCCCAUCACUAGUAAUGACCCAACACCAGGAGGGUAAAGACUAGCAUGUGAAGCAUUGCUGAUGCAGCAUUGCCGAGUAGUUAGCGCGCUUGGAGAAAAGUGCAGUUCUGAUACAUCAGUUCACAGAUGCCUUGUGCUGAGUGACAUCGCCCUAGGAGUGAUGUGGAGAGAGAGCAGAGCCAAUUGUGCUCUCAUGGGACUCCGGCAACUGAUGGCAAUAGUAGUAAUAGUGGCAGUGCCUUAUUCCACUGGACCACUCAAGCCCUGAUUUUUUUUAUUUUUUAUUUUUUUGCCAACAGAGCUGUGUACAUUUUUCCCCAUAGGCCAUGGAUAUCCUCAGAAUUAUGAGAUUGGUAGUGAGUUAAUGUGCAAAUGUUGCUAGCUACAUGCUAUCCUAACAAUGCUGCUAAUAUAUCUAUCUAGCGAGAUAAGAGCAGCAUCCUCAACAAAAUAACCCAAAAACACCAGCAAGCUUUGUCAAAUGAGGUGUUUAAGUGUCUCUGGCAGCAGCACAGUUUGAGUUAAGUUUGAGUUUUUUAUUUAUGUAUCUUUUAUUCUUUCAUUUGUGCACGGGAGUGUUAGCAUGCUAGCCUGCUUUUUUGAGGACGUAGCAUAGCUUCUCUGUUGACAUGCUUACGCCAUUGUUCAGAGAAUUAUGUAAGCACGUUUUCGCCACUUGGAAAAGAUUAAGGGUACUUUACUUAAGUCAUUAUUAUGAAAUGGUAGGUCAUAAUUACAAGAUGGUAGAUCAGAGUUACGAGAAGGUAAGUCAGAAUUAUGAGAUGGUAAGUCAUUCUUUCGAGAUACUAAUUUUAAUUGUGAAAUGAUACCCCCAGAUUUAUGACCUAGUAGAGGAAAACAGUUGAUCUGAAACACCAUAGCAAUCACCAGGGAUACCUUAGCAACUGCCUUGUCGUCACUAAACAUAACUGUAACACUCAUAUACAAUAGCAAUCAUCCUGCUUUAGUGUCAUUUCUAUUCAACAAGCACUUAGCAACUUCAUUGCAACUAACUAGGAUAUCAUAUCAUAUACAUUUAGCAACUGCAAAGCAACCACAAUCAACACAAUAGUAACCACCUGAGAUAGAGUAGGAAAGAAGGAUGGAAAUUAUUUAGAAAUGCAUUUAUCUAGGUAAUACUCUGCCUGAUACCUGAGUAAUUCUAUUGUACAAUCAUUCUGCCUUCUGUCUUAUAAAAAUAAAUAUACCAGUAUAAACAUUCCAUAAAAAAGUCAGUAGGCACGUGUAAUUCACUGGUGGGUUUGGAUACUAAAAUGUGUUGUUGUUAUUGGCACUUGUGUUUAAUUCACCACCAUUGUAAAGACCUUAGGAAAACAGGCAACACUGUCUAAUUGUUGCUUUCAAUUAAUUUGUACGUUUAUGAGUUUGGGCCUUGUGUUCUGAAUUUAACGUUUCCGAAUCGAGCCUGAGUACUGUGUCCUUUUGGACGGCCUUCAUUUUUUUGCCGUAUUUGCACUUAUUGUGAAAAGUAGGAGACAAAGAAAAUAAGUUAUUUUAAUCUAUUUUUAUGGAAGUUCAGAGCAGGUAAAUAGCAUCUAAGGCAGCGUUUGUGUUUUUGCAAAAAUAAAAAUUGUAUUUUAAGGGAAAAUGUAAAGGGCCACACUCUUUAAGUCAAAUAGAUUUGCAGUUUAUUUAAUAUAAAAUAUCUAAAAUGUACAUGUUAAAUAGUCAAAGCCAGGGGAAAUAUAUUGGCUUAGUCCUGUCUUUUGUGCCCGUGGUGUCUGUUAUCGUUUAAAGCUGCAGUCAUUGUCUUUUUGUAGAGCUGGACUGAACAGUGUUGGUAGUUUUAGUUAAAAUGGACUGUUGUAUCAAAUCUGUUCAGGUUCAGCAGACCAGAGAUAUCAUUAAUCGUCACAUUGACAAACAUCUGUAAAUGCAGUAGCCUUCAUGAUCAAGUGAUUUAUUUCUAAAGUUUGCACCAUUGCAAAAACAAUUCACUAUAUUGUGAAUUUCUGUGUUACUGCGUGACUCUAAAAAUUAAAGUAAGAAGAAGGGUUAUUUACACAAAGCCAUAAACAAACCACUUUUGGUUCCCUGAAGCAGUGGCUGUCAAUCAUUGUUUUACAGUUGGGGUUCCCUUCCAUGAGCAACCCACUGAUAUAUUAGGGAUUGCAUUACAGAAAACCUAGCAACUACUGUAGGAGCUGCUUAUUGGCACAAAUCAGACACUGCUAGUUUCCUGAUUUCAUGUUAAAAGUUAUUAUAAAACUUAAAAAAAGGACCCACUUUGAGUACCUUGGCUCUAAAUAAUCAUUCAAGGUAUAGUUAGUCUAUUUGGAGAACCACUUUUUUUAACUGAGAUGAGAAUGUUUAACAAACCUUUUUAAAAUUUAAACAACAUGCUUAUAAUUUUAAUAACAAGUCAGUCCUACAGAGAACCAAAAAAAUCAUAUGGCUCUAUGGGUAACUAAAGGUUUAAAGAACCUCCAUUUAAUUUUCGAGAAGGAAACACUCUAUCUGUGUAGAAUCUUCACAUUUUGUGAAAGUUUUUAAACAUUUUAAUGGCUCUUUUAUCACACAUCUCUGUUUGUGUUCUUUUGGGAGCCAAAAGAUCUUUACAUGAUAUUUAUUUUCUUCAUAUAAUAAUAUAAAGGGUUGAAGAAUUUCUACAAGGCUCUUUAAGGACCCGUGUGCAAGGGAUUUGUUUCAAACAAAUAACUAUGUACACCGCUACUAACAAAUUAAAGCACAUAUUUUAUUUGACUCUAUGUCAAGGUUCCCUAACAAGACAGAUCCUAUUUACAUACAUUUUGUAAGGAACUGAAAGUGAUUUGGUUAUGGCAGCAUAUUUUUGUGACAAAUUGUGGAAGUGUUUUUUUAUGUAUUUAUUUAUUUGUUUUUGGAAUGCCCCCUUCCCCACUAUCAUUUCUAACACCAUUUAGCAUAGUGCAUAGCCACUAGUGUGGUCAGUUUGCAAGCAUGUGUAAUUUAAUGAAAGUGAUACCACUGACACCAGCUAGGUUCAGAUCACCCAAUAUAUGAUUGAUUUCUGAUGUGUGCAUUUUCAGUUAACAUUGUUCAGUUAACCAACACUGGACUCGUAUCAGUCUUAUCUUAGUAGACAAACACUUAAACACCUUAAUUAUUUACUACAAAAUUUAGUUAAAAUGUCACAUAAAUAAUUUUAGGAUUUAGUAAAACAGUAUGGAUCAACUGUACUUAAUUUAGAAUAAUAAUUUGGAAUAAACUGGACACCAUUUUCUGUGUCCUAACCCCAUAUCAGUUGGUCUAAGAUGUGGAAACAUACAGAGAGGCAUUUUUGGCCUGUAUUGAAGAUUAGACUAGUGACAGUCUAAGUGUGUUAUUUCUUAGCAAUGUUAGCUUAGUUAUCCUUCUGUAAUUGUAAAGAUGCAGAGUUAUCAAACAUCACUUGACUGAUUGACAUUUUUCCUAACAAACUGUUCCUUAAUUUGGGAAAGCUGUUCCUAAAUGACUGAAAGAAUAUCAUUCCAAUGUUUAUAAUCAUUUACUGGUAAUCAUGAAUGUGUGUUAUACUGUACUUAAGGCUGGGUAUCUGUGAGCCAAUAAGCUUGCUUGUAGGGGUGGAUAUGACAAACACAAUGCCCUGUUUAAAACCUGGUCACUUCAUGCAUCUCAAGUAUCAGGAUUUGGACUACCAAGUGUAAAAACGUGGGCAAAAUCUCAAGAUACAAUUCUGAUACUAUUCACAUGAAGUGACCAGGUGUCAUUAUAUAUGGAUGAUGCACAAAAAAACACAUAAGUAGAUCUUAACAAUAUUCAUAAUAAGGCUUAUACCGAUGACUGGCCCUGUUUAAACCUGGUCACUUUCUACAUCUAGAGUAUCAGGAUUAUGUCUGGAUAAAAUCAAACCAUAUAAGUGUAAAUGCACCUGAGACCCAUCUCUCCGCAGUGCAUUUGUCAAUUGAAACACCAGUAAUAAUUGCAGCACAAACAAGCAAAUUUGCAUAUUCCAUCCAACACAAUCGGAUAAACAGAUUUUAGUCUGACUAACCUAAGAUGCAUUUGGCUACCAAGUAUAAAUUUAGAUGUAUUUUACAUGAAGUGACCAGGUGUAAGGGUCAUUAUGAAUGGACAAUACACAAAAAAAUGCACCCUAGAAUGUAAUAAUAUAUAAUAAAGCGUGUAGUUUAUCACAAUACCUGUAGUAAAACAUGGCUACAUUUUCUAAAUCUAUAUGCUCGAUGCUUAGACAGGUGAAAGCAUACACAGUGUAUCAUACUGUAUUGCUGUAUCAUGGCUUCCAUGUUAGCUUGUGGCAAGAGUGCUAACUUGAGGUUGACAUAUUAGUUUGUGACUGAACCAUUAGAUUAAGACAAAAGACAAAAUUUGUUUCAAAUAACAUACAUUUAUGAUGUUGAAUGAUUUUUUUUAAAUCAAAUGAUUGAACAUUAGCAUAUUAGCAUUAAGCACCAGCAGUGCAAAUUGUAUUCCAUAUGUGUGUUUAACGUCAUCAGUUCUUGAUUACGACCUUGCCCACCAUCAGCCUGUAUUCUACAAGAAGGUAUUGAAAUGGGAUUCUGCAGUUAAUUCACUGUAUUUUUUGUCAGGUGAACUUAGCAUGAUACCCAGUCCUAGGUCUAGACAGGGUUUUCAUAUAUUCUGAUAAAUUGCUGCUUCUGUAAUACAAGAAUCUGUUCCAGUGAUGGAGAGAUUAUGAAGUCAUGUUGUUCUUUUAUUCUCUGCCUGUACUCAGCAGCGUUCAGUGUCUUGUAUGUCUUGUGAGAGUGCCCGUGAAUGUUGUACCUUAAACAGAUAUGAGGGUGUCGAGCCUGUGAGUGUUAGUUUUUUUCCCCCAAACCUUUGUGGAGUAGCACUACCAUCACCAGGUUUUUAGAGAAAUCUGAGAUUUAUUAUUAGUCAGGUCCCCCAGACAGGGAUUAAGCCAGUAAUAAAAACCUUUAAUCAUCGUAAAAAGGGUUCAUAUAUUUAACUAGGUCACAGAUAUGUUGGACUAGUUGCACACUCAUGAACUGCACUGUUUUUGUCUGUGUAAAGAAAGAAAGUGAGUCUGUGUGACUGAAUAAGUAGACUUGAGUCUAGCUUGUUUAAAAAAUGUAAAAAAAAAAACAUGUCCGGUUCAUAGGCAUGGCCAAAGUGGAGGAACAAAGGGUGACUUUUAAGCUUUAAGUAUAAAGUAUUAAUUAUGAUUUUUUUUGUGUUUUUUUUUUUCUUUUCUUAGUUUCAUAUGCCUUUAGUGUCUUUUUGUUGCUGAUAAACGAUAAAUGUCACACAAACUGUUGCUUUUAAUAUUUUGUAUUUUGCUUUCUUAUAAAAACCUAUGUAUAUACGAUGCCUUUUCCCCCCAGCCAAACAUAAAUGACCUUAAUUUUUGA
Messenger RNA from Astyanax mexicanus (Mexican tetra), 8939 nucleotides. It is a transcript of the gene miga2, whose product is annotated as mitoguardin 2. NCBI's taxonomy places the organism in Eukaryota, Metazoa, Chordata, Actinopteri, Characiformes, Acestrorhamphidae. Bases 283 to 2070 code for a protein of 595 amino acids. Gene Ontology annotation, biological process: mitochondrial fusion. The transcript has 16 exons. The record is from RefSeq and is a predicted model, not a curated record.